CAAUGAUAAUAAGUGUUAAAAGUACGAAUAGACGCCAUGUGUCUAAAAGAUACCUGAGGAAGUAGUUAAAUACUUUGGGCCGUUGUCGUCCAUGGAAUCACCUGAGAAGCAAACUCCCAGGUCUAGCAAUGCAUUUAAAAACAAGCCUGGGCGAGGUCGAACCGCCUCACACGUCAAGAGGUCUAAUGAUAGAACAAGUCGUUCAAUGGCUAGUAGACGUACAUCUGUAGACUCAAGGAAAAAAAGUAAUCCCAAAUGUAGUAGAGGAAAAGCUUAUGCUAAGCUUAUUCAAACCAAAUCUCAACGCAGAAUCCCGAAUGGUCGUAUUGCUAGCCGUUCUUCUGCUUUGUACAGGUUAAAAUGCAGAACUUCACAGGCUGUGUAUGUUAAUAAACGACCAUAUAGGCGUCGUAUUCCAAAUGUCAAUUCUCAGGCAAAUACUUCACCACAAACUAACUCUGAGUUUGGUAUCAUUCCUAAUGAUGAAAACCCAGUUGAGCAGGUUCAAUCGGUCAGUUGUUCCAACAGAACAACAGGUCUUAAACGAAAAUACACUCGGCGCUAUUCAUCUUCAAGAUUUUCUUAUACUAGAAAACCCAAUGCUAGAAGUACGCAGUCCAAUUACACUAACUCAAUUGUUGAUUUUAAUAACUUGGUUAAAAAACAGGAAGCAUUUGUACGGGCUUUUGCUAUCCCAACACACUUGUAUAGAUAUCUUUCCCAUCGUCAUCGUGAUCGUCCGUUAUAUCUGGACCGUACUCUCAGCUAUUUGAUGCCAAAUCCAUCCCGUAAACAGUCGUCUGGUUCACGUCGAAGCAUAAACAGAAUUGUAGAACGUCUAAUUGAAAGACGAAAAGAUUGCAGACAGAAUGAUGAAUCGAAGGAUUCCAGUAAGUACUCAGAAUCCAUUUCGUCUUCCUCUUCAACGACUCCUGGUGAAUUGCCUCAAGAAUUAGAACUCGUUUUUGAAGGCUUUUACGAUAGUGAAAAAGAAGUGGAUUGGGUCACCGUGGACGCUUCUGUUAAUGUUCAUUUACGCUUUGGAUGGGCAUGGCGCCGUAAAAUAUGCCCAGAUGAUACAAUUUUAAAUAUAACGCCAAAUCCAAUUCGAAUAAAUUGUUACAGUCAUUCAACUGGCUACACUUCCCUAGUUAACUCACCACCUACUUCUAAUAAUGAUAAUAUUAUUACUGCUACUACAAAUACGACCCAUACCGCUUGUCGUUUCUCUUUAACCGAUCUAAUUAAUCAAGUUAAAUGGAAUACAUCUAGUGGUCGUUUAACAUCUGCUCAAUUGGAGUUACAUGUUUCCGCCACUGAACGACGUUGGUUAAAACGUCCCGAUUUAAGUCAUGGAGCAGUUAGUUUGAAUGGAAUUACUCCAAACAUUUCAAACAACUUAACAAAUCAUAUUGUUAAUCAUAUAGACCAUAACAAUAAUAGUAAUAAUAACCUAUCCCAAAAUUUGUCUAAAAGUGUUCAUACUGAUGGGAAAAACAACAACAGCCAUGUAACAUUUAUCAAUGGUAAUCCAUUGCGUAAAGGUGGUUUAAGUUCAAAUUCCUAUCCAGUUCAAUAUGCUACAGCUCCAUUACCUUUGAUCGUAUCUUCAAUUGGUUUCGAUAGUACCAGUACCGGUCGUCAAUUGCUUCUGACUCCUGGUUUAUAUGAAUUACGCCUUGGUGUAGACACGUCCGACGGCAAUGGUAGUAGUGGUGGAGUGAUGAAUAAAGUUGUGCCAUUAAAAUGUUUAGAUGACAAUGUAAGUGAAAAGUCAUAUGUUUCGGCUAACAACGACCAAGCAAGUGACACGUGCUCUAGUCAAGUUGAAUGGAGGCGCAUUCGGUUUCCUAAUUCUUCCACGGCACUAGACGAGUAUUCUCGAUGGCCUCGUCUUCGGUUUUCUGUCAUAUGGCAUAAUAAAUUGGAAAAUAAUCACAUCAUUUCACCUUGUAGAUCGAUGGAAACUCGAAGACAAGAUAAUACCCAUGUACAUAUGGAGGGUCGAUCCUCUCUUACACGUUCCAUGACAAGUUCUCAUAAUCGAGAUGUAAUGAAGUCUCAAAAUCAGUCUGCCACACCGCAUAAACAAAUAGUUUUGAAGGAGUCUUGUGAUUCUUCUGUAUUCAAAGAUUCAACCGGUUUAGAUAAAUGUCUCUCUAAUCGUGUACAACAAAGUCUCUCUGCUCAUUUUGGACCAGACGUUGAUAAGCCCACGUCUACGAAGACGCCACACUUAAUUCAUCCAAUCACAUACGGUUUUGUAUUCGGGGGUAAUUUACAACAAUGGUCUCAGUCCACUGAUCUUGUUUGUCCAUGGUGCCACUUAGAUUGUGCUCGUGCUGGUGAUAAAGGUCCUGAAGCCUUGAUUCUUCAUCUUCGAACUUGUCAUCCAAGAUUUCGUCUCAAGGUUAUAUGGGAUCCAUCACAUACACAGUUAAGCCUACAAGUUUCAUUAAAUGAAGCAUAUGACGGUUCAAAUGAUUGUGGUAUACGUAGAUGGUGUCCGAGCGGUCGGAAUAUUUUCGUUUUACGACAUCAUGUCAUUCCAUCAUCUGGUCAGUUAGUCGGUAGUUGUGCUGCCCUAGGUAUAAAUAGUAAUGCCAAACAGUCAGGUAAUCAAGGUCGUCAUUCUAUUUCUCCAACUCUGAUUGAUGCCACUGUUCGAAUUCGUUGUCCUGUUCGACGAUUGCCGUACACACAUUUGAUAUUUUGGCGUGGUGCUGAAUUAUCAACUGAUCAGUUACUUGAUCCUACAUUAUCGGUACGACCUAUGGUCACUGGACAUAAUCGUAUUUAUUAUCAUACACGUACAUCCCAGCCUGUUCGUGCUUGUGAAUUUGAUGUGGACUCUGAAGCGGAAGAUGCUCCAGUCUGGCUUCGUCAACAUUAUCAACGUAAAGUGGAGGAGUUCACCGAUGUGAAUCCGGGUGAAAAACAAAUUAUGCAAUUGUGGAAUGCUUUACUACUAUCAAUUCGUCCAUCCGGUUUAGUAGUUUGUGACAGUCAAGUAUUAACGUUAGUCUGUCAAUUUAUACAUCAGCAUAGUCGAUGGAUUCAUAGACGACGUCUACGUACUAACCUAUUGUUACAUUUAGUGAAUCUUGUUGAUUAUGGCUUAUUAUCAUCUAGUCAAUUGCGUCAAUUAAUGUUAAUUCAUGAUAAACAUGUACAAGAAUUAAAUCCAAUCAACAAUACAUCAGUGAUUAAUAAUCACAUGAUUAAUACACAACCAUUAUCAUCUCCAUCGAACGCUUCAACAACAUCUUUCUUACCCGACUCUAAAUUAGUUAAUCAUCAUAUUAAUAAGUCACAACCAAUUAUGCCACGUCUUCUUCAGAUGUUCUCUUCAACAUCUAAUUCAUAGUGCAAAAAAAUUCAAUGCUGCUUACACUCUUGUUUCCCAAUUUGUAUACUCUUCCCUUCUAUGUAUGUAUGUAAGUAUGUAUGUAUGUAUGUAUGUAUGUAUGUGUCCGUGACGUUAAUACUUAGAAUAGUUCGAGAGACGGAUGUGUGUAUGUAUGUGAAUCGAUGCAUUUUUUUAUUUACAGAUGUUUCCGUAUAGGCCAAAUAAAUUGUUUUUUGGAUUUUUAAUUUUCUUUUUUUUACAAUGAAAUCACACAAAACAGUAAUUAUCUUUACACAAUAAGUAUGUCUAUGUGUACGUUUCUUCUCUCCUUAGAAUUAUGCUCAAUUUUUUCUCCACUUUUCAUCUUUCCUGUGUGUUUUGUGUAGUUAUUCAGUCGUGUAAAACCUCAACAUCAUUUUGAUUGUUUUGUAUUUUUACAAAAAAGAAUUUCUAGAUUUUACAAAUUCCCAGGGUCUAUAUGUUUGUCUAUAAACUUACGUACAUACAACUAUAUGUAAUUAUUAACGAUAAUGUGACCGUUUUAAUUUUAUAUGCUAUUUGUAUUUCUGUAGUGUAUACAAGUGUUCCUUCCACUCCCCCUUCAUUGUUGUUCAUUUAUUGAAUAUCACUUUUUCCAUUCAACAACUAACUAUCCUCAGGGGACGUUCAUCAGCUUGGUUCCUGGUAGUGUUUUUGGUUCUUUCUGCUCUUUCAUUAUAAUAUAUAUGUGUGUGCUUUCUAUUCAAUUAUAAUCUGUCUUUUCUAGCCUGUUCGUGUGCAUGUAUACACAUAUGUUUGUGUCAUGCAUAUUAUUUCGUCAAUUGUAAUAACAAAACCCUAAAAGUCUGUGCCUUCUUCAUAUUGAUGAUGAAUUUCUAAAAAAAUGAUGAAGAGCAGUCUCAUAUUAUCAUUAUCACUAGUAUUAUUAUUAUUAUUACUAUUAAUAGAAUUAUUCUUAUUAAAUUGUGUUUUCACGAAUACAAAUGUAUGUAUGUUUGUAUAGGUAUUCAACAACUUUCUUGUAUAUUACAAUUGUUUAUCUGUUCAAUUAUGAUUGUUUUCUACUCUCAUGUAUAAUUCAACUGUGAGGUGAAAUGUGUAAUGUAAAGAAGAUAAGCGUAAAAAUAGUCAAGUUCAAAUGCUCAUUUAUAUUGACAAGUGAAAGUAAUGUAAUUACUAUUAUUAUUAUUAUUCUCUAGGUAGGAUUUUUAUUGUCCAUUUAUGGUUAUUAUGACUACUAUUAUUUUUAAUUUUUUUAGUAAGGUAUCUUCGUUUUUUUCCUGCUCUGAAAUUAUCAGAAGUGCAAAAUAUAGUUUAAUGAAUGACUGACUUGUUUAGUCGUAUUUUUCUCCUGUCUAAUUCAAUGAACAAUGUAUAUUAUUAUAUCAUCAAAAAUAUUUUUCUAUUACUACUAUUAUGUAAUAACCGGUCACUGUCCUCGUUGUUGUUGUUGUUGUUUUCGCUGUUGUUAUGAUUAACUCAGGCUGGUUUGUGUUUCGCACAUAUUAUGAUUGAUCUUAUCACUUUUUCUACUUCUACUCGACAACUAUUAGUUCAAUUAAAUUUUUUCCGACUUAACAUGUAGCUAUGAUUUUCUCUCUCUGUGUGUAUGUACGUUUUCCUUAGUAUACAGGAUGAAUUUAUUUUCGUCUCGAUUAGAUUUUGGUCUCGAAUCCCUUAUUUUGGUUUGCUUAUUUAGUUUGACUAUUCCAGAUGAUGACGACGCGUUUCAUUCUUUGUGUUUGUGUGUGUGUAUGUUUUAGGAGUAUUUAUUUGUCUCCCUGUCCCUCAUCCCUCUACUUAUGAUUAUAGGAGUUUUUUGUGGCGCAUUGAAUUGUGCGAACACUUAUUCUUGUAUGAUUUGUUAAUUAAUUUUGUCCUAUGUACUUAGGAUUUAUACAUGUAAUACGUAUUAGCUUUAAUUGUCAUUUAAACAACUGAUGAGUAAAUUUUUCUACAUACACAUAUAUACUUAAAUAUUUAUUUACUGUAAUGCCAUCUUCAUGUUUGUAUGUGUUUUCUACAUUCUAUUCUCAUUUCUUUCUUUUUCAUACAAUCAUCUUUGUUUAUCUAUUCACAGGAAACUGAUUCCUAAUCUUGUCCUAUUUUACAUUCUUCUGGCAGCUACCUGUUCUUUUGUGUGUAUAUGAUACGACCAUGUUUGUGCGUGCAUACACACACGUACAACAUUCUUUUGAUAUCUUUAAGACUAAUGUUUCCUUUUUGAGAUAUUAUCCCUCUAUGUUUGCUUAUCGAGAGAGUUUUGUAUGUAUCUGUGUAUGUUUGUAAUCGUUCCAUCUCAAUUACCCUUUACAUUUUAUACUUUUUUCAAUAUAGUAAUAGUAACAAUUUUUUGUAAAAGAUGUUUCCAUCUACUUUUUUAUACCCAAACGUAUAUAUAUGUUUAGUUAUUAAGAAGAGUGCUUGAUGCACUGUAUAGGCUUUUCCUAUUUCAAAAUAAAAAUUUCUUCUAAUUAUUUAUUCGCAUUUGUUCUUGUCCAUAGUUUUAUGCUGUGAUUGUUUUUGCCUCAUGUUCUUACUGUUGUCAUGUACGCUGUUGUUGUUUAAUGAUGAUGAUUUAACUUCCCUAACUUAGUAGUAGUCCUGUUUUCACUUACCUUCUAAAUAUUUUUCUACGAAAUACCAUGUACUCACUAGUGACCAGCUUUAAAGGAAGCUCUAUUGAGAAGCCGUGACUUAAUGUAGUUCGACCAUGUUGAAUGUGAAAAGGUUACCCACCGACGACAGUGAUAGAUAGUCAUGCAGUAUCGCAGAUUACUUGGAGUCAUAUUUAUACACCGUCACUGUGCUAGAGAUCUCGCUUUCUUGUACGAAACCGAAUGUCUUGGUUCUGAUCCCUGGCUGCGGGGUCGUGGGUGCACACUGAUGAAUUCCAUACUAGAACUAAACGGUAGUCUAAUACCACCAAGUUUUCAGUGAUUGUCUAACACAGAUCUAUUCAUAAUGUCGAUAUAAUAGUUGGGGUUUUCGAACAACUAACACUUCCAUCUUUUGUGUCAGUUGCAUUAAACAAACAAUCUGCUCGUUGUAGAUAAAAAUGGACAAUCUAGUGUUUUUGUAUCAUGAUAGCUGAAUAGAUAUAUUUCAAUCAAUCGCAGAUUUUGUGAAAGUACUUUAGUCCAAGCUAAGUUGAGUAAACUAAAUAAUUAAAAUGUCAGUGAUGAGAAGAAUUUUACCCAUUAUCUUUCAAUAGUACUUGAAUGAAUGAAAUAAAGUUACUUGUGUUUUUUUUAAUUCUAAGAAUUUCUGUAAACUAUGUCUUAUCAACUGCUUGUCUAUUGAUGCAUAUGCAGAAGACUAUUUUCUGAGAACUUUUAACGUAGUCUAUUAAAUAUUAGGGCAUUACUUCGAAAUUUUAAUGUUUUGUCGAAUAGCACUUGUUGAAGUGAAAAAUGUCAUUUUAAAAGACAUCAACUUGACUAUAGACCACUAGAUUUGAGAAUCAUUCCUAAAUACUGUCGAUUAUAAAUGAAUUGUAUUACGAACUCAUUACUCUCGAUCGUUGUGUAUUCUACUGCUUCACUCUUAUAUAUGGAUACCCUAUUUCAUAGAACUAGUUACGUUAACGUUGAUUAUACAGCUGGUACACUUAAUCCUUUAAAUCCAUUCCCUCGUUUUAUAGUUUGAUAUGAUAUUCACAGUUACCUUCCCAUUCUGUAUGUUGUGCGAUUGUACAUUAGAAAAAUAAACUCAAAGCUGUAUCCCUUCAUAAAUAAAGUUCUUGUUUAACUACUGAUAUUUUUUGCUGUUGUGUUCCAGUUUCUGAGAUAAAUAUGACUAAUCCAAUGAACGAUGAAUCUAUUUGGGAUUCUGGUGAAGAUGAG
Schistosoma curassoni is the source of this 7194-nucleotide messenger RNA. NCBI's taxonomy places the organism in Eukaryota, Metazoa, Platyhelminthes, Trematoda, Strigeidida, Schistosomatidae. The record is from the annotation of a GenBank genome assembly.